GACGCAGGCGCGAGCGGGUCCGGUGUCCGGUAUCACUCGGCGUUUCCCCCACGAGAUGAAAGGAGAACCGCGUCGGUCUUGGUCUCUGCGCAAACAUCUGCAGAGUCCUCUCUUUUGUUCUCCCGCUGAAGAGAGAUUUGAGGGGAAAUAAGCAGCUUACAUAAUUACAAAAACGCGCUCUGUCUUAGCUCGACCGCCCCCCGCCCGCCUUUUUCCUGUCCAAAUGGAUUUUCUUUGCGGCGCAGGCAUUUCUCCGUCGUGUGUGUUUUACAUUAGCGUAGCGGAGAACAUACGUGGGCUAAUAGUUUCUAUUGUGGGGCACUUCUUAAUGUCAACAGGGGCUUUGUCAGUGUAAGUGACUCCGGACGCGGGAUUCCGUCGUCGCCGCGGUUACUGGGGCCGGAGGAGGAGCCGGGGUAUCGGAGUGACCGGAGGAAGGGGGUGUGGGGGGGUACAGGGCCUUUUAAAAAGGCAGCCUUUAACCCCCCGCUCUGAACUUCAUUCCCCAUCCUGACCCUGAUCCAGCAUGCAUGCCCUGCGAGCCCCCGCUUCCCUGGCCCUCCUGGGCCUGGCGUUGGCCCUCUGCAGCCUCCCCGCCAGCUCCCAGCCCACACUGCGCUACAGGAGGGUCCUGCAGCCAGCGCGCCCUGCUGCCACGGCGACACAGCAGGACCAGAGAGAGCAGAUGAUGGAGGCUCUCUGGUCCCAGGUGGUGCAGAGACGGGCUGUGUCCUCAGCACAGCGGUCUGGGACUCCGGGCGUCAGCCAGGUGACCAAGAUGCCUGCGGCCGAAAGAGGCCUGGCCAAAGACAGCAAGGUGCCUGCUGAGAACAGGAGCGUCGCCAAGGUGACCCAUGUGCCUACUGGGAACAGGAGCGUCGCCAAGGUGACCCAUGUGUCUACUGGGAACAGGAGCGUCUCCAAGGUGACCCAUGUGCCUACUGGGAACAGGAGCAUCGCCAAGGUGACCCAGGUGCCUGCUGGGAACAGGAGCGUCGCCAAGGUGACCCAGGUGCCUGCUGGGAACAAGAGUGUCGCCAAGGUGAGCAAGGUUUCCAUAGUGAACAUGGGCCAGGAGAGUAAGAUAGUCCCGUCCGAUAGGGAUGUGGCACAAGAGGGUGAGAUAGAGGUGCCCGAUUUGGCUGUGACCGUGGCCCCGAAGAUCGAUGUUCCUGGAGUGGGCCUGGUCCAGGAAAACGGGGUGUCUGCUGUGGACGUGGACCAAGAAAUCGGGGUACCCGGUGUGGGCGUGGUCAUCAUUCCGGAGAUUAGGGUGUCCGGAGUAGGAGCGGUCCCAGAAAGCGAGGUGUUCGGAUUGGCCGUGGUCCCGGAGACCGAGGCAUCAAGAGCGGGCGUGGUUGAGGAAGGCGUGACCCCAGGAGUUGGUGGAGACGCGGAGGUGAAGGUGUUUGUAGUGGGGGUGGCUACAGAUGAAAGGGGCGAGGACGUCGAAACUGAGGUGGACCACGCCCCCGACGGCACGAGCACCCUCCCUCCCCGCGAACGGAAAGCAGGCUGCAAAAGCUUCUACUGGAAAAGCUUCACUUCCUGCUGAGAGUCCGGCCCCCGCCCCGCCCCGUCCGCCCUCUCCAGGCCCGGCCCCCCCUCCCUGCGCAUGCAGGUCCUCAGUGCUGUAUCUAAGACCCGUGUCAAAUAAAAACCACAAAAACUCUG
Conger conger (European conger) is the source of this 1674-nucleotide messenger RNA. RefSeq lists its product as uncharacterized. Gene Ontology annotation, cellular component: extracellular region. NCBI's taxonomy places the organism in Eukaryota, Metazoa, Chordata, Actinopteri, Anguilliformes, Congridae. Gene Ontology annotation, biological process: regulation of cell migration. Bases 527 to 1555 code for a protein of 342 amino acids. Gene Ontology annotation, molecular function: hormone activity. The transcript has 2 exons. The record is from RefSeq and is a predicted model, not a curated record.